This is a messenger RNA of Pygocentrus nattereri (red-bellied piranha), 1445 nucleotides long. It is a transcript of the gene srsf5b, whose product is annotated as serine and arginine rich splicing factor 5b. The coding region runs from base 175 to 957 and encodes 260 amino acids. Gene Ontology annotation, cellular component: cytoplasm; nucleus; ribonucleoprotein complex. Gene Ontology annotation, molecular function: mRNA binding. The record is from RefSeq and is a predicted model, not a curated record. Lineage: Eukaryota; Metazoa; Chordata; Actinopteri; Characiformes; Serrasalmidae. The transcript has 8 exons.
GCGCGCCCUCUAGCGUCUACAGAAAGACAUCGCGGAGUGGGGGUUCUCUUCUCUACGCGUGUCUCCGCUGCCGUGUUACACACUAACGCCAUUUUGUGAGACGUCGCUGAUUAGCACCUGAGCACGAACGCUGGAGCUAGAGGACUAGUGGAGGCCUUCUUAAAACCUUGAACCAUGAGCGGGUGUCGCAUUUUCAUCGGCCGGUUGAACCCCUCCGCCAGGGAGAAGGAUGUUGAGCGCUUCUUCAAGGGCUACGGAAGGAUCCGAGACAUCGACCUGAAAAGAGGCUUUGGAUUUGUGGAGUUUGAUGAUCCAAGAGAUGCAGAGGAUGCGGUGUAUGAGCUAAAUGGAAAAGAGCUAUGCAAUGAGAGGGUUACCAUAGAACACGCCCGUGUCCGCUUGCGUGGAGGCAGGGGUCGGGGAGGUGGAGGACGCUUCCCGGAUCGUUAUGGCCGUGGAUCGCAGGAUAGCCGGAGGAAUCCCCCUCCUAUGCGCACUGAGAACCGCCUGAUUGUAGAAAACCUUUCAUCAAGAGUGAGCUGGCAGGACCUGAAGGAUUUCAUGAGGCAGGCGGGGGAGGUAACUUUUGCAGAUGCUCAUCGGCCAAAGCUCAAUGAAGGCGUGGUCGAGUUUGCCUCCCACAGUGAUCUGAAAAAUGCUCUUGAGAAACUGUCUGGGAAAGAAAUCAAUGGAAGGAAGAUCAAGCUCAUUGAAGCAGCCAGGAAAAAGUCCAGGAGUCGUUCCCGUUCCAACAGCUCAUCCCGUUCCCGUUCUCGCAGCCGUUCCGCUUCCCGCAGCCCCAAAACCCACAAACGCUCCCGCAGCCGCUCCUCAUCACCCUCUCCCUCCCCCGUCCAGAGAGCCAAAGAGACGAAGCGGGCGCGUACAGACUCUGGGUCACCUCCAGCUCAGCGGGCCACAGCCUCACGAUCUCCCUCUACUGACAGCCGCCGCUAAGACAACUAUGUCCAUCCAGUUGAAGCUUUACUCUUUGGUCAGUCGCUGUCAGUCACUCUCUCGUGUCUGUUUUGCGUCUGUGUCAAACUGGCAUUAUAGUUCCUCUGAGCGGUGGAACGGUUUUUAUCUUUACAGCCACAGAUAGCAGCUGUGACCUCCAGCCUGAAGCCUGCUGUUCCCUCACUCACUCUUCAGAGAUAGAUUCGUGUCAGAGCUCUGGUUUUACUACUUUUCACAGUAAACUUUGCUUUGCUUUCAUGUGCUUUUGAGUGAUGUCACAUUUUCACCAGAAUGAGAGCAGUGAUAUUUCUAGAAAUAUUGAUAGGUAAGUACUGUUUUUACUGUUAUAUUAAUUUGUGUUCUCUGGACAUUGUGUAAAAGUAAUGAAGACAACCUUAAGACUAUUGUGGAACCUUGCAUACUUCAUGUGUCGACUGUGGCUAUGUAAGUUUGUUUUUUGUUAAUAAACAGUUUUACUGUCCACUUCA